AUGAACGGAAACGGCACCAACAGCCAUACCAAGGGUCAUAAUGGCACAAACGGGGAGGCCAACGGCGCUCACAAGCCCAAAAUUGACCCGAACAUGCCAAUCGCCAUCACUGGUAUCAGCACGAGAUUUCCAGGUGGUGCUGAUACACCUGAAGCUCUUUGGAGAAUGAUCUCCAAGGGCAAAAGUGCCUGGUCAAAGGUGCCCGAGGAUAGAUUCGUUCUGGAUGCCUUUUAUCAUCCUGACCCAGACCGAAAUGGCGCUAUGAAUGUUGUUGGUGGACAUUUCUUGGAUGAAGAUAUUGCGUGCUUUGAUGCGCCCUUCUUUGGCAUCAGCCGCAAUGAAGCCAAGGCUAUGGACCCUCAACAAAGACUGCAGUUAGAGUCAGCCUAUGAGGCUCUCGAGAACGCCGGCAUCUCAAUCGACCAAGCCUCGGGCACAAAAACAUCCGUCCACAUUGGCGUCUUCAGCAAAGACUACGCCGACAUAAUGUGUCGCGACCCCGAGACUGGCCCUCUCUACCAAGCAACCGGCAACGGCCAAUCCAUCCUCUCAAACCGAAUCUCCUACUUCUUCAACCUCAAAGGCCCCAGCGUGACCGUCGACACAGCCUGUUCCUCCUCCCUCGUGGGUCUACACCUCGCUGUCCAAGGCCUACGAAUGGGUGAAGCCGAACAGGCCAUCGUCGGCGGAACAAACCUCAUCUUCAGCCCUGAUAUCAUGGUUGCUAUGAGUUUACUAGGCUUUUUAUCCCCGGAUGGAAGGUCUUAUGCUUUUGAUCAUAGGGCGAAGGGUUAUGCGAGGGGUGAAGGUAUCGCGACGCUCGUUCUCAAACCGUUGGAUAAGGCUGUGAGGGAUGGUGAUCCUAUUCGCGCUGUUAUUCGAGGAACGGGCGUUAAUUCUGAUGGGAGAACGGCGGGCAUUACGCUUCCGAAUGGUGAUGCGCAGGCUGAGCUUAUUCGUGAGGUUUAUUCCAACGCUGGUCUUGAUCCUGCUGAGACGGGAUACUUCGAAGCGCACGGUACAGGCACCCAGGCUGGAGAUCCCAUGGAAGCUGGUGCUAUUCAUCGCGUGUUUACCGCUGAUCGCCAGCGCUCUUCGCCUUUAUAUCUUGGGUCAAUCAAGACGAAUAUUGGGCAUUUGGAGGGUGCGAGUGGACUUGCUGGUGUCGUCAAGGCGGUGCUGUGUCUUGAGAAAGGACAGAUUCCGCCGAAUAUGAACUUUGAGAAGCCGAAUGAACGGCUUGACCUCGAGGCAUGGAACAUAAAGGUUCCCACGGAGCUUACACAAUGGCCCGCGGACGUCCCUCGCCGUGCUUCAGUCAACAGUUUCGGCUAUGGCGGUACGAAUGCCCACGUCGUUCUUGACGGCUACGACGAAACGCAGCACGAGAUGAAGACUAUAGACACAGACAUCGAUCGAAGAGUUUUUGUAGUUUCAGCAGGUCAUCAAGAAGCAGCAUCCUCGCUCUUCGCUCGCAUGGCAUCUUACCUCCGCGACAUCCCAGCCGAGAAACACGCCCGCCUUCUUCAACAACUCGCCUACACUCUUUCCCAGCGUCGCUCUCAAUUGUCCUACCGAAUGGCUAUCUCGGCUAGUUCUGUAGAUGAACUCAUUGACAACUUUGAGAACGGAAAGCUCAGUCUCGUCAAGUCGCAGAGGGUCUCGCGUCUCGGUCUCGUCUUCACGGGUCAAGGUGCACAGACGGCGCAAAUGGGUGUUGGACUCAUGCAUCAGUAUGGCGUUUUCGCCGAUAGUCUGAAUCGCGCUGGAGCUACUCUCAAAAACAUUGGAUGUACUUGGGAUCUUGUUGAAGAACUCUCCAAGGAUGCUGAGACAAGCCUUGUCAAUGAGCCUCUGUACAGCCAACCUCUUUGCACGGCUGUGCAGAUUGCGCUGGUGGACUUGCUUCGCUCGUGGGACGUUCAACCUACUGCUGUUAUGGGACACUCCAGUGGUGAGAUCGCAGCUGCGUAUGCUGCCGGUGCUCUGUCGCAGGAAGCUGCUAUGAUUGCGGCAUACUACCGUGGUGUCGCAUCAUCGAAAUUGGCAGCGGACUCUAGUGUCAAUGGGAGCAUGGCUGCUGCUGGACUAUCGCCCUAUGAAGCUCAAGGAUAUCUUGACAAGUUGACCAGUGGAAAGCUGGUGAUUGCUUGCUACAAUGCGCCUUACAACGUCACCCUCUCUGGAGAUGCUCCCGCUCUCGAUGAGCUUGAGUCUCUACUGCAAGACACAGGCGUCUUCUUCCGCCGUCUCAAGGUUCCUGUCGCGUAUCACUCUCAUCACAUGCAGCAGAUCGCCGACGUUUAUCGCAAGUCCCUCGAAUCUCUUCCCAAGCCUUCAGCGAGUGACUCAGACGUGCAGUUCUACUCUUCCGUUACUGGCACAUUGACGCCCAUAUCUGAACUCAACGCUGAGUACUGGGUCCGAAACAUGACGUCAUCAGUCCAGUUCACGUCUUCUCUGAAGAGCAUGUGUCUCGGCCUCAAGCCAGAUGGGAAGCGUCUUACUCGUGGUAACAAGAUGAACGUGCAGAUGCUGGUUGAAGUUGGUCCUCACUCUACCCUCGCUGGCCCCAUCAAGAGCAUCCUCAAGGAUCCUUCGUUCAGCAGCAAGGCACAGCUCCCCUACACCUCUUGUCUUGUCCGCAAAGAAGAUCCUCUCAGUACUGUUCAGAAAGCUGCGGGUGAAUUGUUUAUGAACGGAUACGCCGUCAAUCUCGCGCGCAUCAACGAGCCAAUUGAUGGUCCUUGUCCUCGCGUCCUCCCCGAUCUUCCGCCAUAUCCUUGGAACCACUCACAGCGAUACUGGCAUGAAUCUCGAAUCAGUAAGAACUAUCGUCUGCGAGACCAGCCUCGCAAGGAUCUCAUCGGCGCACCAGUGUCUGAUUGGAACCCGACUGAACCCCGCUGGCGAGGCUUCAUCCGUCUGUCUGAACUCCCUUGGAUCAAGGAUCACAAGGUGGAGGGAAAGAUUCUCUACCCGGCCGCUGGCAUGAUCACCAUGGCUGUUGAAGCGAUGCGACAAUUGGCUGAUGCUGAUCAAGUCACCGAGUUUGAGCUGCGCGACAUCCAGAUCGGCAAGGCGAUUAUGAUUAGUGAGGAAGACGGAGAUUUGGAGACCAUGUUCACCGCACGACCGUGGGGUACUUCUGCUGUCGAGUCUUCCAAUCAUUGGUGGGAGUUCCGACUCUUCACUGUUAGCGAAAACGAAGGCUGGAGUGAGCACUGCCGUGGUUGUAUCGCUGCUGUGAAGGGCUACUCCUCUGGCGACCUCGGCGGUGCCAAAGAAACGAAGCUCCGCGCUGAGACAUCGCACAAUCUCGUCGCUCAACAUGAAGAAGCUUGCGACGACGCUGUCAAUACUCGUCGUAUGUACGAUGACCUCGCACACGUCGGUCUCUACUACGGUCCUUCAUUCCAGAACAUCUCCAACCUUGGAAGCGCCAAGAAGCAACCUCUCGUGUACGCCAACGUUACAGUCCCCGACACAGCAGAACUCAUGCCUCACAAGUUUGAGUUCCCUCAUCUUCUACACCCUGUCACUCUCGACUCUGUGCUGCAGACAAUCUUCCCCGCUCUGGCAUCUGGCGACAAGGAUUUGUCCAGUCCUCUUGUACCUACGUUCAUCAAGCGAAUGAUGGUUGCCAACAGGCCCUGCAGUUCGCCCGGACAGAUCCUUAAGGUCGCCUCAUCAGCGCUGUGGAAGGGCUUCCGACACGCAGAUGCUGACAUCACUGCGCUGGAUACUAGUCAUGGCCUGGCGAUGAUUGAGAUUCAGGGCUUGCGAUGCUCUUCAAUCGCGCACAUGGUCGCUGCCGACACUAACACCGACAACCGUAAGCUCUGCUUCAAUAUGAUCUGGGAUGACGACCUCAGUCUCUUGGAGGCCAAAAACCUCAACAAGGUCCUUCCAUCAACGGCUGCGACCGACGAGAUCUCAGCUGAGAUUCGCGACAUGGAGACUGCAGCGUUCUUAUACAUGAAGAAAGCUGUUGAGACUCUCAAGCCAGAGGAACGCGCUAACAUGUCUUCGCACCACCGUUUGUUCUACGAUCAAAUGGUCGGGGUCUGUCAGCGUGCUGAGAAGAAGGACUUUGCUCUUCAGUCCUCAUCUUGGGAGUCUCUCUCUGAUGAUGAACGUCAAGACUUGGCGAAGAAGGUUGCUUCAUUCAGCGCUGAGGGUGAAAUGAUCUGUCGCAUGGGCGAGAAUCUCGUUCCAAUUCUUCGCCAAGAAGCCGAUCCUCUCACUCUUAUGCUAGAGAACGAUCUUCUUUACGAUCUCUAUCGUACUGCCCUGGGUACCGACCGCUGCUACGAGCAGAUGUCAAAGGUCAUCCAGAAGCUCUCCCACAAACAACCCGAUCUCAAGAUCCUCGAGAUUGGAGCUGGUACAGGCGGUGCGACGAAGCCUAUCCUCCAGACGCUUGGUGGCCAUGAGCCUGGAUCGUACCCUCGCUUUGCACAGUAUGACUUCACCGAUAUCUCGAGUGGGUUCUUCGAGAAGGCUCAAGAGAACUUCAAAGCCUGGGCUCCAUUCGUAAAUUUCAAACGUCUCGACGUUGAGGGCAACUUGCAAGAUCAGGGCUUUGCAUUUGGGUCUUACGACGUCAUCAUCGCAGCCAACGUUCUUCACGCCACGGGCACAAUGAAGAAGACGAUGCAGAACGUACGCAACCUUCUGAAACCAGGUGGCAAGCUCAUCCUCAUGGAAGUAACGCAUCUUCUUCUUCGUGGUUCUGUCAUCUUUGGCAACCUGCCCGGCUGGUGGCUCGGCGCAGGUGAAGGCCGUACUCAUGGACCUACACUGACUGAAGAGUCGUGGUCUGACCUCUUGCGCGACACUGGAUUCUCAGGACUGGAUAUUUGUCUGAGAGACUUCCCUGACUAUGAGGAGUGUAUGUACAGUGUCAUCGUCACUACUGCUGAACGGGAGGAGAAGAGCACUUACCCGUCUGCUGUCAUUGUGGACUCUUUUGGAUGUAAUGGUGUAGCGACGAAGCAAUUGAUUCAAGGCUUGACGAACCUGACUGGUGCUCAGCCGGAGGUCUGUAGUCUGGAUGACUACGCUUCGACUGAUAUUUCUGACAAGGUCUACGUCUGUCUCGAUGAGAUUGUCCAGCCAAUUGUCCACCAGAUUGACGAAGCCAAGUUUCUCAAGGUCCGCAGCAUUGUUUCAUCCAGCAAAGGUCUUCUUUGGGUUUCGCGCAACGGCGCAACUGGCGAAACUCUCCCUGAAGUCAGUCUUAUGACUGGGCUCGCUCGAUCCAUCCGCUCAGAGGAUCAGACCAAGCGCCUCGUCACCCUCGACCUCGACAACGGUGCCUCUCAAACAGCCUCAGACGCUGCCAGCACCAUCCUUGACGUUUUUCAGGGUCUUUUCCGUCGCGAGGAUGACAUUUCCAAAAAUGACUGGGAGUUUCGCGAGCGCGAUGGUCGGCUUAUGAUUCCCCGAGUUAUUGAGGACGUUUCAGCUAACCAGUACAUCGCGCACGAGACUCAAGAGCCUGUACCUGAACUACAGCCCUUCCAUCAGCCUGGAAGGCCCCUGAAGCUCGAGAUUGGUAUCCCCGGAUUGCUCGAUACGCUCCGCUUCAAGGAUGACCCAACCUUUGAGGCGCCAAUCGGCGAUGAUGAGGUCGACAUUCGCGUCGCUGCAUCUGGUGUCAACUUCCGCGAUAUCAUGGUCGCCAUGGGUCAGCUUGUCGACAACUUCCUCGGCUGUGAAUGCAGUGGUACCAUCACUCAAGUCGGCUCCAACGUCACGCACCUCAAACCGGGCGAUCGCGUCUGUACCUGGACCCUCGGCUGUUACAGCACAUACGUCCGUAACCCCGCCACCCUCGUGCAGAAGAUCCCCGACGAAAUGGCCUUUGAGGUCGCUGCCUCUCUCCCCAUCGUGUACUGCACAGCUUACUUCGCCAUCAUCGACACUGCAAGACUUCAGAAGGGUGAGAGGAUUCUGAUUCACGCUGCGGCAGGUGGUGUAGGCCAGGCUGCUAUCAUGCUGGCCAAGAUGGUCGGCGCAGAGAUUUACGCGACUGUUGGAACAGCUGAUAAGCGGAGGUUCUUGAUCGAGACGUAUGGUAUUCCUGAUGAUCAUAUCUUCUCUAGUCGCGAUAGCUCUUUUGCCGAUGGUAUCCGGCGCAUGACGAAUGGGAAGGGCGUUGAAGUUGUACUUAAUUCGCUGGCGGGUGAGUUACUUCGUGAGACGUGGCAUUGUAUCUCAAUGUUUGGGCGCUUCAUUGAGAUUGGCAAGCGGGAUAUCGAGAUCAACACGAAGCUCGAGAUGACGCCCUUCAUUCGCAACGUCACUUUUGCCUCUGUUGAUCUCACAGUCAUCUUCCGUCAUCGCAAGCCGCUCGGUGCCGCUGCCCUCAACUCAGUGAUGGAUCUUCUCCGAGAGAACAAGGUUCACGAGAUCAGUCCCAUCACUACAUACCCGGUCUCCCAAAUUGAGGAUGCCUUCCGAGUCAUGCAAGCUGGUAAGCAUCUAGGCAAACUCAUCAUCACAGCGGGCGCAGACGAUCUUGUCAAGGUUCUUCCCAAGAGUGAAGAGACUCUUCAAUUGCCCGCUGACGCCUCAUACCUUCUCGUGGGUGGUCUUGGAGGUUUGGGUCGAGCCACCUCUGCUUGGCUUGCUGAGCAUGGUGCCAAGAACCUUAUCUUCGUCUCGCGAUCGGGAACUUCCAAGCCUGAAGCAGCCGCACUAGUUGAAAGCCUUGAGAAGAAUGCCGUCAAUGUCGCUGUUCUUCAGUGCGAUGUGUCAGACUAUGAGAAGCUCUCUGCUAGUGUUCACGAUGCUCUCAAGACGAUGCCUCCAAUUCGAGGUCUCAUCCAUGGUGGAAUGGUUCUCAACGACUCCAUCUUCGAAGCCAUGUCCUAUGCUCAAUACCAAGAUGCAAUCCGUCCCAAGGUCACUGGAACCAUCAACCUCCACAACCUCACCAAGCAUAUGCCCCUCGACUUUUUCAUCAUGCUCUCCUCAGCCGCUGGUGUCGUCGGUAACUCGAGUCAAGCCAACUACGCAGCCGGCGGUGCAUUCCAAGAUGCCUUUGCUCACUUCCGCACCGAACAAGGUCUUCCAGCUGUGACUCUAGAUCUCGGUGGCAUUGACGACGUUGGCUUCGUCGCUGAGAAUGCAGACUACGUCGUCAACCUUGAGAGAUGGGGUUACUUGACCAUUUCUCAGGCCGAGUUCUUCUCCAUGAUCAAGCAGGCUAUUCUUCAGCCCCAGCGCUCUGCCACGAACUGUCAAGUCGUUACUGGCCUUGGUACUCAGGGCAUGGCUGAAGAAGGUAGCGACGCAAGUCCCGAUGAACUACCAUUCUGGUUCCGCGAUGCCAAGUUCUCUCAUCUUCUCCAAAUGGGCAGAAAGCAAGUCCACGACACAGACUCAGAGAAUGGCCUACGCCUCACCGAGUCAAUUCCUGCAGCCGAGUCUCUCGCUGAAGCUACUAAUCUCAUCUGCGACGCCAUAAUUGAGAAGAUGGCCAAGAUGCUGGGCAUACCUGCUGAAGGCAUUGACGCAUCUCAGUCUAUGGCUGCUUAUGGACUGGACUCGCUUGUGGCGGUUGAGUUGAGGAAUUGGCUGUUUAGAGAAGCCAAGGCGGAUGUAGCAGUGUUUGAAGUCCUUGGUAAGGGCUCGCUGAAUGCACUGGCGGGUGAUAUUGCGCUCAAGAGUAAGAUUCUUCCUGCUGCACUGCGCAAGGAGGCACAGGAUGGCGAUGCUUGAUUAGGGUCUUGUGAUAGUUACUUGGGUAAUUGACUGGCGUUAUCGGUGUUGGCUUGUUGUUGUAUCUAUAGAUUCAGUUAACAAUUCAUCAUAAUGGAGUUUCCAUAGUAUCUUUGA
Molecule: messenger RNA, 7848 nt
Organism: Fusarium oxysporum Fo47
Lineage: Eukaryota; Fungi; Ascomycota; Sordariomycetes; Hypocreales; Nectriaceae
Product: type I polyketide synthase
Exons: 6
Coding region: 1-7731 (2576 amino acids)
Biological process (GO): fatty acid biosynthetic process; secondary metabolite biosynthetic process
Molecular function (GO): 3-oxoacyl-[acyl-carrier-protein] synthase activity; fatty acid synthase activity; phosphopantetheine binding
Source: RefSeq, a predicted model, not a curated record